This is a messenger RNA of Acanthoscelides obtectus, 1383 nucleotides long. NCBI's taxonomy places the organism in Eukaryota, Metazoa, Arthropoda, Insecta, Coleoptera, Chrysomelidae. The record is from the annotation of a GenBank genome assembly.
GUGCUACGUUCCUCAACAUCUUUUUGUAAGAGCCAAGAAUGUAUAAAGAUACUAUAUCAUUCUUCUGUAACUUGUCUUGAAGGUUCAACGUGUGACGAUAUCUACCAGGAAAAUGUCGUGCUGUAGCUGUGAUGAUGGUGGUUGGUCGUGUGAUGUGAAGCCCAAGCCUAGAGCGAAGAAGACUUCGGCUUCAAAAAAGCCUGCUGCUACUGCUAGCAAACCAAGAAAACCCCGCAGCAAACAAUCUGCAUCUGCGAAGCCGAAACCAGCAGCUAAAAAGACUUCUGGAACUAAAGGUGUAACUAAGAAGACGACUACUACUAGGAGAUCUUCCUGCGCCGCCAAACCAUCUACAUCUAAGACUGAGGUAGAAGGAGCUGCAAAAAAGACUGCUAACAGGAGGACCGUUGUGAAAAAGACAACAGUCAAAAUGCAAAACAAAUGCGUCUGGGGCGAAGACUUAGACAGUAUCUGCUGUGCUUCCAGCGAUGAUUCACGCUGUAGCUGCAGCGACUGCCUUCAUUCGACCGAUUGCGAGUGCGGAGAAUGUGACACUUGUACAAGUGACAGCUGCAGCGAAGAUGACGGAUACGUCUGUUGCGAACGCGGCGGACGCCGUUAGAUUUCCGGGUGGCUGUAAUGUUUCGCUCGCUGCUGGUCAUCGAUUUUACUUUUAUUCACUACUAUUAUUAAUUUUACUACUAUUAAGCAUCGUUUUUAAUGUGUUUGUAAGCAAAGUUAGAUUUUGGGUGAAGAUAAGAUAAACAUGAUUUGUCGAUAUCUUCUAUAUCUUCCGUUGUUAUGGGGAGCUGGAAAAAGAUAUCGAUCAUGUUUAAUAAGAUGGGGCUCAAUGUAAAAUUUAUUUCUUGAAAUCGUAUAAAAUGCUCGUGUCAGCAUUACUUGCCCGAUAUUAAACCAUGUUUUUUUUUAAAUAAUAUUCCUCAAUUCAAACUCUAAUUUUGCAUUGUUUAGUGCCUUGUAUUUUAUUUGUUAGGUAUCAAGCUUAAUAUCCAAGGACCCUACGUUGUUAAAAAUACAAUAACGCAUAAUAUCUUUUACCUGGUGCUCCUAGACUAAAAUAUUUACUUGGUUGAUUCGAUAUUAAAAGCUAUGAGGGUUGGUAUCUCUAGUUUUAGCUCUGAACUUUAUUAUAUUAGAUACAAAAAUAUGAACUUAAUUUAUACAAAAAUACAAUUAUCGUUUAGUUAUAUUAAUCAUGUUAUUAUUGUGAUUCAUGCUAGGGACACUUGCAUUAGAAGUAUAAACCGUUGAAUGCUGGAUGGAUACAUGAACAUGAUUGAUAAGAAAAUAAAGUGGAGUACAUUACUGAAAAGGCUAUUUAUUUCAUCAACAUGUCAGCAGGGCAUAUAAUAAUAAUAAAAA